Molecule: messenger RNA, 2786 nt
Organism: Phascolarctos cinereus (koala)
Lineage: Eukaryota; Metazoa; Chordata; Mammalia; Diprotodontia; Phascolarctidae
Gene: BMP2
Product: bone morphogenetic protein 2
Cellular component (GO): extracellular region
Molecular function (GO): cytokine activity; growth factor activity
Source: RefSeq, a predicted model, not a curated record
AGACUGUGGGGUGGUUUUGCUGUGAGGGCCUGGGAGGGAAAAGGAGGCGGCGUCCCCCUUUAAAAGCAGGGACUGCGCUGCCACAGCGCCGCCGAUGCUGCUGCUGCCGCCGCCGCCGCCGCCGCCGCCGCCGCCGCCGCUGCUGCUGCUGCUGCUCCUGCCACAGCAGGAGUUCUCUCCUCUCCCUGCUCUCACUCCCUCCGGCGAGUCCCAGUUCCCACAGGCCGCCUGUGAUUGGCAGAGAAGUCUCAAGCCCCCGAGGUCGUGACAUCAGCAGCAGCCAAGAAACAAAAAGCAUAAGGAGGCAUCAAACCGCCUCAAUCAAUUUACAGCAAGAAGACAACACACACACGCGCGAGCAGAAGGAGGCUGGAAAAUUGUGUGUGCACUCGAGAGAAACUCGAGAGUAAAGUGUCUUCUGUUACCCAUCCCGAACUGCUUCGCCAUUCAGGAACGGAGUAAAGAGAAACGGGGAGGGGGAAAGAAGUAUCUGUGGGGAAAAGUCGAAAUUUAAUGCCUUGGACCUGCAGUACCACACACCAGUCUGAAGCGGCCAAGUGCCCAUCUCUCCAUCUAGGGAUGCAAAGCGCCCAGCUUUUAAUUUGAAAAGAAGAAAACUUAUUUUUCUAUAUAGAUACAUGAUUCAUCUUUAUCUACUCAACACAAAGGACAAGACAACUUGUUGAUUGCCGUGUGUGCAAGCAAAGGGGGAAAAUUUUUUUUAAGAAAAGGAAAACCACCAGCCUGGUUUGACUGGGACUGCCUGCUGGCUAACCAUCUGCUGAAAGUAUGCUUCAGAGGCGGGCUGGACUUUGGAGAUUUUCUAUUUUCUGCUUAACAGCUGUAAGAGAGGCAAGUUUGGAGUAACACCAAGUGAUGCGGAAAAAAAACACACCGAGAGCAGAAAACUCUCCUGCAGACGCCAGCCUUGCCGCUGCUGUUGCCGCUGCCGCUGCCACCCCUACUCAGACUAACCUCCCAGGACUCCCCUACAGGUACAACCCAGGCAAUCGCAGACCACCCUCCGCCGCAGGGAUUCACCUUUGGGCACCUUUUUCUCAGAAUGUGUUCCCAAAACGAUGGGCGGCAGAGGAGCUAGAGGAGGGUCCGAGACACACAACCCCCCUCUUUUAUCCGUCCCGGAGGAGAAGGCAGCCAGCGGGUGGUUUUUCCUAAGGACGACUUCAGAACUUUUUUUUCCCCUUCUCCCCCUUCCUCCCCCUCCUUCUCGCUGUUGUUAUGUGUCAGCACUUGGCUGAGGACUUCUUGAACUUGCAGAGAAAAUAACUAACCCCCCAAACCCCCUUCAAAACUGGUGGCUUUUCAACCGCGGGGAAAAUUUAUUUUCUUUCUAUCCUCUCCCCCUCCCGGACACCCAACUUCUCUUCCUGGAGACUCCGAUCAUCUCUGCUGCCACCCGGGAAAGGGGGGGGCCGCCUCGACAGGCACCAGGGAGGAGGAACGGAUACAAAAAUCACAGCUUCAAUCUCCACCGCCAGAGAUUUUUCCAUGUGGAGGCUGUUUCAAUGGACGUGCCCCCGUGUGCUUCUUAGUCAAUCGGCAGUCUCCUAAAGGUUGACCAUGGUUGCCGGGAUCCGCUCUCUUCUAGCGCUGCUGCUUUACCAAGUCUUGCUGGAUAGUUCGGCCGGCCUCAUCCCGGAGGUGGGCCGGAGGAAGUUCGCUGAAUCCAGCCGUUCCACGCCGCAGCAGUCGGAAGAAAUCUUGAGCGAGUUUGAGCUGCGGCUGCUCAGUAUGUUCGGGCUGAAGCAGAGACCGAGCCCCAGCAAAAACGCGGUCAUCCCCCCCUACAUGCUAGAUCUCUACCGCCUGCAUUCGGGCCAGCUUGGGGAUCCCACCAUGGACUACCAGCUGGAGAGAGCAACCAGCCGAGCUAAUACUGUCAGAAGCUUCCACCAUGAAGAAUCUUUGGAAGAGCUGCCAGAAACAAAUGGGAAAACAGUCCGGCGUUUCUUCUUUAAUUUAACUUCCAUCCCCAAUGAGGAGUCUAUCACCUCAGCUGAACUUAAGGUUUUUCGGGAGCAGGUGCAGGAAGCUUUUAAAAAUAACAGCAAUCACCAUCAUCGUAUUAAUAUUUAUGAAAUUAUAAAGCCAGCAACAUCCAUCUCUGAAUACCCCAUUACAAGACUGUUGGACACAAGGUUGGUAAAUCAUAAUGCAAGCAAAUGGGAAAACUUUGAUGUCACACCCGCUGUGAUGAGGUGGAUUGCACAGGGACAGGCAAAUCACGGGUUUGUGGUAGAAGUGGUUCACUUGGAUGAUGACAGAAUGGUCUCCAAGAGACAUGUAAGGAUUAGUAGGUCUUUGCAUCAGGACGAUCACAGCUGGUCACAGAUAAGACCAUUACUAGUAACUUUUGGCCAUGAUGGCAAAGGACAUCCUCUCCACAAAAGAGAAAAGCGUCAAGCAAAACACAAACAGCGGAAGCGCCUCAAGUCCAGUUGCAAGCGACAUCCUUUAUAUGUAGACUUCAGUGAUGUGGGGUGGAAUGACUGGAUUGUUGCCCCACCAGGGUAUCAUGCCUUUUACUGCCAUGGAGAAUGCCCCUUUCCAUUGGCUGAUCACCUGAACUCAACAAAUCAUGCCAUUGUUCAGACUUUGGUCAAUUCAGUUAACUCCAAAAUCCCCAAGGCAUGCUGUGUACCAACAGAACUCAGUGCUAUCUCCAUGCUCUACCUUGAUGAAAAUGAAAAAGUUGUGUUAAAGAAUUAUCAAGAUAUGGUUGUGGAGGGAUGUGGGUGUCGUUAGCGCAACAGAAUUUUUAAAAA